AUUACUGCCCUGGGCAUGGACGCCUUCAUCAAGGCCAUGAAGAAGGUUCUAAGCAGUGUGUCGAAUGAGAUGCUAAAGGAGCUGUUUUUGAAGGUGGACUCAGACUGUGAAGGCUUUGUCACCUGGCAAAAGUAUGUGGAUUACAUGAUGCGUGAGUUCCAGGGAAAAGAGGACAUGCAAAAGAGCCAGUACCGCCUGCACUUCUACCUUCCCAUGAGGGUCGUCCCCCUGAACCAUGGCUGUGAGGUGGUGAAGGUGGUGUUUUUAAUCCACCGGUUCAAGAAGAUCGGGUGUUUCCUGACUGUCACCAAAGACGGCAUCCUGCAGUUCUGGUCUGAGUCCUUCUCGCUGAUCAGCACCUUUAGGCUUAACCAGACCCAGCAGCUCUACAACCAGCCGAUGUGGGUCGUCGACAUGGUAUGUCUGCACAAUAUGAACCUCAUUGCAGUUGCGUCUACCAAGCAAAAGAUAGAUUUCUUUGAUAUUAGUGACCGCAAAUGUGUCCCGGCCUUCACCUUUAUUGAUCUGGACAGCUGUGCCCUGGUCAUGGACUACUGGUCUGACUAUCACAGAGGUGUAUUCUGCUAUGGGGACGCCAAAGGCAAUGUCAUUGUCUUCACCUCCGAAAACGUGACCAGUGGGCUGUUCAACCCCCGUAUUCUCCCCAGGGCCUCCAAGUGGGAUCACUGGAUCAAAGUUUCCAUGCGGAAACUCUUAAAUGAGAAGUCUUCUUUGUAUAGAAGCUACCGGCUGAAGAGGCACAGGCUCCUCUGCUGUUCCCUGAAUGCGCUCAGCCCCUUCCCGCCUCUGUGCCUCGGCAUGUGCUGCGCCUUCAGGCUGCAGGCCUCUCCCCGAAGGCUCUCCAUCCCAACUGGUGUCAGCAGGUCAAGUUCAUCCCCCAGAUGAACCUGGUGGUCUCCUGUUCAGCCGUCGAGAAGUCCUCUCUGGUGCUGACAGUAUUGCCAGCCAAAGCCUCUGAAAAACCCAAGUAAGA
Messenger RNA from Cercocebus atys (sooty mangabey), 994 nucleotides. RefSeq lists its product as uncharacterized. The coding region runs from base 16 to 906 and encodes 296 amino acids. The record is from RefSeq and is a predicted model, not a curated record. The transcript is spliced from 10 exons. Gene Ontology annotation, molecular function: calcium ion binding; protein binding. Lineage: Eukaryota; Metazoa; Chordata; Mammalia; Primates; Cercopithecidae.